CUGGGCAAGAUGGCGGCGCCCACGGCGGCGGGGCCGUGAGGAGACGGGGGCGAUGCUGGCGCUGGGCCGCGGCCUGGCGGGGGCGGCCUCCGCCGUCCUGGGGGGCGGCUAUCGAGGGGCAGGGGCCGUUUGCAGUGCCUUUAUUCAGCCAGUAAGAUGUUACGCCAGACCUGCGAGAAGAAAGAUAAGAGACAUCCCCAGCCAUUUGGAUGAUCUUCCUCCAACAAUGAUGAAGAAAGAGUAUUCCAACGUCCCGAUAAUAAAUAGCGUUGAUGACGUAGUGAAAAGAUUAUUGUCACUGGAAAUGGCAAGCCAGAAGGAGAAAAUGAAGAUAAAGACACAGCAGCUGGUGGAGAAGGUCAGAAGGUCUCCCGAUGACAAUGGCUCCUUUGAGGUGCAAACUGCUAUAUUGACUGCCAAGAUACGCACUUACGAGGAGCAUCUUCAGAGGCAUCCCAAGGAUAAAAGUAACCGUCGUCUCAUGCUGAUGGCUGUGGAUCGCCGGAAGAAACUACUUGCAUAUCUUCGCCGUGUCCGCUACGAUGCCUUUGAAAACACCUGCAAGCAGCUGAAUAUCCAGUAUGCACUACCUGCUGCCUACUCCCGACGGGUCACCAAGCGCUGGGUUGUUAAGAAGGCAUUUUGUAUCAAGGUUUUCCAGGAGGUGCGGAAGCUGAAAGCACCAGAAAGGCUAAAGAAGAGGAGAGAGUGGCAAGCAAAAGCCAGAGCUGCAAAAGAGAAGCAGGCGCAGAGCAAAGGGACUGCUGUGUAGCUGCACACUGGGUUUGUGAUACAGCCAGUCUCUCCAAAAAUAAACACCUUGCAAAAGGCAUGUCGACUUUG
Oxyura jamaicensis (ruddy duck) is the source of this 843-nucleotide messenger RNA. RefSeq names its product mitochondrial ribosomal protein S15 (gene MRPS15). The coding region runs from base 53 to 772 and encodes 239 amino acids. Lineage: Eukaryota; Metazoa; Chordata; Aves; Anseriformes; Anatidae. The record is from RefSeq and is a predicted model, not a curated record. The transcript is spliced from 8 exons. Gene Ontology annotation, cellular component: ribosome. Gene Ontology annotation, molecular function: structural constituent of ribosome. Gene Ontology annotation, biological process: translation.